UUUUCGGAUUGGUUAUGAUGAAUGAUAAUUCUCUCUACAAAAUUGCAAUUUAAUUUUAUGUCCUUUAUAUUAUCUGACACUUAAGGUGACGUACUGGUAUCUGGUUGCUGCUAAAGGGUUGGGGUGUGGGGUGGCAGUGAGCUUUAUCAGGCCAUCCCAUCUGACUCAUUAGGCUGGAGUCACAUACAUAGUCAUGUUUGGUAGCUGCUUGUGAAUAAAAUUUGUAAUAUGAUGCGGUUUUGUAUACUGGUGGCUUGCUUGAGUCUGUGAAUAGCGAUUUAAAGGUGCGGACAUUUCAUGGUAUCAGGCAAAGAUAAAGACAGGUCGUCUUUACAAACAAAUACCGGUUUAAGUUUAUGCGCUUUGAAAUCCUUGGUUGUCAACCGACGAUUUUGAUGUUUUCUGGGUCUUUCAAAGCAAACCGUUUUGAUGGCUUGAAAGUAUUGCUUGAAAUGUUCCUCUUGUCACAAAAGGAUUUUACCAGGAUGUUGUCCAGGCACUCUUCAGAAAAAAGUGUUUAGGGUAUGGAUGUAGAGAAAACCAAAUCACGCCGUUCAUCGGUAUCAAAAAUUGACUCCCCGAUAAAGAAAAAGAUUGCAAUUAGUAUCGAGAAAAGGGAAAGAGAAGCCUCGUUCCUUCUUGAAAAAUUGCAAACAAGGAACAGACCAAAUUCCGGCCUGACACACCAAGCCGCUACUGGAACUGGCUCAACUCAAUCAGCCUUAAGAACAGAAGAUGUAAAAACAGUCAAAGGUAUAGUAAAGUCAGCAGAAAACCUGAGUGGCAAAGGACUUUUAGCCGCAGACCUAAUUAAGAAUCUACAGUCGCAAAACUUGACAUCACAGAGAAGGGGAAGCCAGGGAUAUCAAAGUUUUGUUGAAACAAAUGAUGCAACAAAAAGUCUUUCACCCAGGCUUUGUCUGACAUCUGCUGCCAAGAGACAAGUUAAAUCUGCCAGACAUAAGAAUGCAGAGGAAGUCAGUGUCCAUAGGCUAGAUGUUCCAAGACCGAAGUCAGAAGUUUCCUACCGACAACCUGAACUCACUGGAGACUUGUUGAGAAGAGCUAGUUUGCCUGCAUCAGAUUUUCGUAACAAGAGGCUUGCAGCCGCCUCGAUACUAAACAAAUACAAGAGCGCAAAUACUCUGAAUAACGAAGCAGCCGAUAAGGUUUCAUUGCCUCAAAUAAGAAGGACUGGAAGUGCAAACUCAAUAUGCCGGGAAUCUUAUGAGAAAACUGUUCCUUCACGCGAAGUGCAAAGAGAUACGAUAAGUGCAAAGAGAAGAUCUUUAACGCCGCGUGAAACGGUCACUACACCUGCAAAACAGCAAGCGAAUGUCAACAAAAUUGUUGAGAGAACAGACGAUAAAGAGAGAAGAGAUGAGAGAUCUCGAACAAAGAUUAAAUAUCAUGAAAGUGACCAAAGCUCGUCGAGUGAAACAGAGAGUGACAGCGAGAAGGAGCAACCUGAUGAAGCGAAAAGGAAAAAGCAAACAAAAGUUUCCCAGACAAAAGGGAAACCUAAGAUCAUUGUUUCUAAGAAAAGCUUAAAAAGCAAAGAGGAAACAAAGCAAAAAGAGUCCAGUAAUAAGGUUCGGAAGAAUGACGACAAGGAUGAAGAAAGUGACAGCUCUAGUGACAGUGACAAUGAAAAAGAUUCUUCAGAUGAUAAAAGUGAAGAUGAAAACGAUAGUGAUGAAGGAAGCGACAGUGGCAAAAAAGAAAAUUUAAAAAAUGAAACAGUCAGUAAACUGGUGAUAAAGGACGACGAAGAUUCUUCUGAAAGUGAAGAUGAAGACAAAACUAAUAGUGGAUUGAUUGAAGAUUCUCUGCUCGUCAACGAAGAACUAGAAAAGUUGUCAAAGGAAAUGGUUGCACCAGGCAUGCCAGCUGUUGACUUGCAAGAAAUGCAUGAGAAACUUCUUAGUAAUGGUAUUAUUAAUAAAAGGCGAACAAAGAAGAAAAGUGAAGAUGAUGAUGAAAUAGCGGAAGAUGUGGAUGAUUUGAUAGAUACAUUAGAUGAUCUACUGGAAGCUGAUGAUGAAGAUAUUGCAUACGCCACAAAACAAGAAAUGAAGAAAAAGACUUUUAAAUCAAAUGUCAAAAUGAUGAUUACAGCGGAACGUUUUAGAAAAGAAAAAUAGUCGGUAACAUGUAUUUAACGUUUGAAAUUUACAAACUAAACGACCAGAUCUCUUCAAAUGAGCGACCCCUAGAUGGUUGACGGAUUGUAUUUUAGGAUCAUUGUCAGAUGUUUUGAAUUACUGAUUUCUUUCAGUUAAAGGACGCAAUCUUUUUGGAAAUUUCUGCUAAAUGUAGAACAAAUGAUUACUUGCCAUGUAUAGAGCAAAAAUAACAUGAUAAAGAUUACAUUGUUAAUAAUUUUCAAUGUUAUGAAAAUUAAAUUUGUUGCA
Messenger RNA from Rhopilema esculentum, 2414 nucleotides. RefSeq lists its product as uncharacterized. Lineage: Eukaryota; Metazoa; Cnidaria; Scyphozoa; Rhizostomeae; Rhizostomatidae. The record is from RefSeq and is a predicted model, not a curated record.